Molecule: messenger RNA, 1309 nt
Organism: Pocillopora damicornis (cauliflower coral)
Lineage: Eukaryota; Metazoa; Cnidaria; Anthozoa; Scleractinia; Pocilloporidae
Source: RefSeq, a predicted model, not a curated record
AUGGCUGGUGACUGGUGGUUGGUGGCUGGUACCUUGACAGAAGAUGAAGGAUGUGCGAAAUUGACGUAUGGGGAUCAAUCUUUUGACGGGCCAGUGGUCUACUCUCCAAUGAAUUGGUUUGAGACGCCGGCAGUUGUUAAACUUGAAUCAGCGUGUUCGGGCGAGGAAGCACUUGGGCUAGAGAGUGGUCUCAUUACUGAUCAGCAGAUUACCGCUUCAUCCUCAUGGGAUGCGGCACACGGACAACAGAACGCCCGACUAAACCACCAAGCCGCCCGAGGUAAAUCAAGUGCCUGGUCAGCGCAAAGCAAUGAUCUCAAUCAGUGGCUUCAAAUCGAUUUCGGACGAAAUGUAAAAAUUACGAAGCUUGCGACUCAGGGACGUAAUGACUACGGCGACCAAAGGGUGAAAAGUUAUACUCUCGAUUACAGCGCGGAAGGCAGUAACGUUUUUCAGGCCUAUCAAGAGAAUGAAUCAGAUAAGGUUUUUAAUGGAAAUGCAGAUCAGAACACCGUGGUUACCCAUGUCUUGUUGCAACCAAUCACAGCUCGAUAUGUCCAAAUAAAACCAAAAUCAUGGAAUGAACAUAUUUCCAUGAGGGCCGAGUUUUACGGCUGUGUUCUCUCAGACCGUUAUCAAGUACUUGGUCGAAAUGUUCACAUGGAUUACGUUCAAGAGCAUCUUCGUACAAAGAGAGAGGUAACCUUUGGAGAGACCCAGGAGCGAGCCAAUGGAAUUGAGCUUGAAAUUCUAACUGAUACUGUAUAUGUUAAGAGUCACGUGGAUCUGCGCGGUAUGAAAAGAUUGACAAUAUUCAGCCGAGAGGUGAUCUUUACGAAAGACAGUCGAUUGGACCUCAGAGCUCCCGACUUAGAGCAAAAUUUAAAUAUUCUGUCUCCAGGUUCCGAUGGAGAUGAUGGGAAGCAUGGAGUUCAUGGUCCAGCAGUCACAGUCUACGCCGAAAUUAUUGCUGGCUAUGUAGAUAUUGUAACAAAUGGCGGAAAUGGAAAACCGGGGCAAAAUGGCGCGAAUGGAAGAAAGGCAGCCGACAGCAUGCACAAGCAACCGGACAGGACAGACUCUAACUGCAAAGCAGGCAAAACAAGGACUGGCUGCACUAGACACUUUGCAGGGAUACGAGGUAUAUCAGGUGGAAAUGGAGCAAAUGGCGGAGAUGGUGGGAGAUCAGGAAAUGGCGGUGAUGCAGGCCGUCAAACUCUUCAUGUUCUGAAAGUGAGAGGGAAAAUCGAAUUAACAUCUUGUCGCGGGACUGGAGGGCAGGCGGCAUUAAACGGAUUAGGAGGAGCCG